GAGGAAAGUCAGUGAAUCUCGAGCGGGUGCAGCUGUUGCUCAUGAAACUCAUAAUACAACUGUUGCGAGAUGUAUGCCCGCUACUUACUUGACUUGUUAUUCUGUUACGAGUUCACUUACUUUGACUUCAACAUAUUUAGCAGUACUAUUUGCGAAAAAAAAUAAAUUGCAAAAUAUGCUGAGCCAUAGAGAUCCACAUUGUGAAUGGUUUCGGCAACCAGUUGGUUCGGGCAGUCGUCAGUACAAUAAUGGCUAUCUCCGCGGAAAUUAUAACAACUACGGCGGACAGCGUCCACGUAACAACCAAAGUGUCGGAGUUCCUCGUCCUCGCGAAAAACUGAAGUUUGACGGAGAUUACGAUUUUGAGAAGGCCAACGAGCAGUUCCAGGAACAAUUCUCUGAUAUGUUCAAAGAUAAACUGAAGGUAGAUGGAGAGAAAAGCGAAGAAGAGCAAGGAGAGAAGCCGGCUGAAGAUACUUAUUACGACAAGAAAAGUUCUUUCUUCGACCGCAUCAGUUGCGAAGCCUUGGAAAAAGCUGAAGGGAAGAGUGGACGUCCGGAUUGGAAAAAGGAAAGGGAAACAAACCAAGAAACGUUUGGUCAUUCUGCUGUACGCUCCUUGAAUUAUCGUCGGGGAUUCGGACAACGGGCACGUGGAGGACGUGGCUAUGGAAGACCCGGUGAUGGACGUUACAUCAAUAAUUUUAAUCGAGGUUAUAACAACUAUCGCGGUGGGUAUGGUAACGGCAAUGCGAAUCAUCGCGGACGAGGUUUCAACAGAGGUGGAUAUCAACAGAAUCAACAGCAGUAAAA
Cylicostephanus goldi is the source of this 813-nucleotide messenger RNA. The record is from the annotation of a GenBank genome assembly. NCBI's taxonomy places the organism in Eukaryota, Metazoa, Nematoda, Chromadorea, Rhabditida, Strongylidae.